Messenger RNA from Melitaea cinxia (Glanville fritillary), 1769 nucleotides. RefSeq lists its product as uncharacterized. The coding region runs from base 266 to 1660 and encodes 464 amino acids. Gene Ontology annotation, biological process: arachidonate secretion; phospholipid metabolic process. The transcript has 6 exons. NCBI's taxonomy places the organism in Eukaryota, Metazoa, Arthropoda, Insecta, Lepidoptera, Nymphalidae. Gene Ontology annotation, molecular function: A2-type glycerophospholipase activity. The record is from RefSeq and is a predicted model, not a curated record.
GUACUGGCCGAGCGCCCGACGUGAAAGGGUGUGUCACUUUUCGUGCUGAAACAUCGCGCCAAAAUUACGAACUCGGAUUUCAACUUUUGCAAAUCAAUUUAAACUUUUAUAACACGUUGUAGUUAUUCGAUUUAUCUCUAAAAAUUACUGUGGUGUGUUUUUUUAUUUUUUUCACAUAUGGAUGUGACAAAAGUGAUUAAUUUUGUGUAAAAUGCGUGUUGCAUAAGUGAACUUUUAUUAAGCUGAAUUCUCGUAAAGAUCAGCUAUGGAGUUGAAAUCUCCAAAAGCGAAAAAAAAGUCACCGAUAGCCUGGAAGAAAAUGCUUCGAACGCCGGCCCUGCUCCUCCUUCUCUUAGGUUCAAUUAACUGUGACAUUGACAGCGAUUUGAAUCUAGAACGUUCGAACUCUAGCUAUAGACAAAGUGAUUUGAAAUUAAGGCAUAGACAUUUACUAAAUGAGAGUUCCAUAGACAAAAAAGUGUUGAGUGAUAUAAAGUAUUUGAGGCGCCAUUUGAAUAGGGCCAUAGUUAAUUUCGUCAUGACCGACGUGCUCAUUGAUGGUGAAGUGGAGAAUAGGAUACAUUAUGAUGGUGUAACCGCGAAGGAGACUUAUGUUGGAGCUGAUGGAUCCGGCUUAAAACUCCGUCAACUGACUGACGGCCGCCAUCUUGUCCAAGUGAUAUACACACCAGACGGAGUCAUACAAGACUGUGAAUACAUAACAGAGGGAAAAACAGUUAGGAAUUUCCUUAAAACACUAAGAAAAGAACUAAAACUAGCGCUAGACGAAGAGAGCUAUAGAUUAACAGAGGGAAGACCUAACGAUUACGAAGAUGAAAAAUUUUACCGCCAUUACCGCAACGUGACGUUUCGAUUGUUAAAAGAUGGCGAACAACUACCACCGGAUGUCGGAAACUGGUUAAAUUACGACAGAUUAAAAACGGAAUGCUUUGAGAGACACGAAGAAUUGACAUAUAUGAUGGAGAAUAGGAAUAAAGUAAGCGAUACAAGUCUUACAAGGUCGCGCAGGUCGCUCAGGGAGAAUUUUAUAAUGCCUGGUACCAAAUGGUGUGGAGCUGGCCAGUUGGCUGAGAGCUACAACGAACUGGGCAGCGACAGGAAUGAAGAUAGAUGCUGUAGAGCUCACGACAAUUGCCGAAUGAACAUCGGAGCUUUUAGGAGGAGGUUCGGCUUGUUCAACUUUAGGCCGUUCACGAUAUCGCACUGUAAGUGCGACCGGAGAAAAAAACGCGAUGCAAUGGAGUUGUUACGUGUCCCGGGAACUAAGUGGUGUGGAAAGGGGUACUCUGCUACCCGGUAUUCGCAGCUCGGUGGUUACACCAGGACGGAUAGAUGCUGCAGGGUCCACGAUCUCAGAUGCCCGUUCUGGAUAGGUGGUAUGGAGAAGAAGUUUGGGCUAUAUAAUUGGAGGGUAAAUACCCUCAUGCAUUGCAGAUGCGAUGAAAGAUUCCGCGCCUGCCUCAAGCUAGCCGACACGUCUGUAUCAAACAUGGUCGGGAAACUAUUCUUCAAUAUCGUCCAGACGAAGUGUUUCAUAUUAAAACCGGUCAAAAUGUGCACACAAAGAUCCUGGUGGGGAAAAUGUUUGAGGAGGGGAUAUAUGAAACAGGCUUUUUUGAGGGAUAACCUUCCUUACUAAGAAAAUAAUAAAAAUUUCAAAGCAAUAACUCAAAAUACUAGUAUAGAUUUAAAGUAAUUGAAAUAAACAUAAUUUAUAUUUCUUGUCAGACCAUUUUAAAUAAUUAUUA